Otolemur garnettii (small-eared galago) is the source of this 1177-nucleotide messenger RNA. RefSeq names its product mitotic arrest deficient 2 like 2 (gene MAD2L2). The transcript has 9 exons. Bases 243 to 878 code for a protein of 211 amino acids. Lineage: Eukaryota; Metazoa; Chordata; Mammalia; Primates; Galagidae. The record is from RefSeq and is a predicted model, not a curated record. Gene Ontology annotation, cellular component: zeta DNA polymerase complex.
CGGCAGACGUUUUUCCCACCCCUGACGCCCCAGCGGACCGAAGCAGCCUAGUGCCAGACCAGGGCAGGGCCACGCAGGGAAGUGGGAGUGUUGAAGGCGGGCGCUAGGACCCGCCGGAGCGCCUCGGACGUCACCGAGAGGCGCCGCGGGUUGAGCGGGAGGCGCGAGCGGUGCGAUCGGUGUCUCCCGGUGCCGGGGCCCGGGCCGGAAUAGGAACGAGACUGGAGCAGGUAGCCGGAAGGAUGACCACACUCACACGACAGGACCUCAACUUUGGCCAAGUGGUGGCGGACGUGCUCUGCGAGUUCCUGGAGGUGGCUGUGCACCUAAUCCUCUAUGUGCGCGAGGUCUACCCAGUGGGCAUUUUCCAGAAGCGCAAGAAGUACAACGUGCCCGUCCAGAUGUCCUGCCAUCCGGAACUGAAUCAGUAUAUCCAGGACACACUGCACUGCGUCAAGCCACUCCUGGAGAAGAAUGAUGUGGACAAAGUGGUGGUGGUAAUUUUGGAUAAAGAGCACCGCCCAGUGGAGAAAUUCGUCUUUGAGAUCACCCAGCCUCCACUGCUGUCUAUCAGCUCAGACUCCCUGCUGUCUCACGUGGAGCAGCUGCUCCGAGCCUUCAUCCUGAAGAUCAGCGUGUGUGAUGCCGUCCUGGACCACAACCCCCCAGGCUGUACUUUCACAGUCCUGGUGCACACAAGAGAAGCUGCCACUCGCAACAUGGAGAAGAUCCAGGUCAUCAAGGACUUCCCCUGGAUCCUGGCAGAUGAGCAGGAUGUCCACAUGCAUGACCCCCGGCUGAUACCCCUAAAAACCAUGACAUCAGACAUUUUAAAGAUGCAACUCUAUGUGGAAGAGCGAGCUCAUAAAAGCAGCUGAGGGUGCACCUGCUAUCCUACUGAUGCUGGAACUGUCAGACUCUGGGGGGGCCCCUAGCCUAAGGCAGUGCUGCAGGGCCACCCUUAUUCCAAGUGCUCUUAUUGCUUUUAUGUAUGGACCACCCACCCUCCAGCCCCAGGCUGCUCAGGUCUGGUUGCAUUCAUGGAAGCCUUCCCCAGGGCCAUGAUGGAUGCUGGGACCUGACUUCUCAGCCCCUGGGGUUCAACUGGCCAACACUGUCUGUCUCAAAUACUGUGCUGUGAGUUGUUUCAAUAAAGGGGCCCCAAGGGCUAGGUUGA